GCUUUUCCUUUUCAAAAAGGACACAUCCUUCUCUUCCUUCGGUGUCCAGCUAGCCCAGCAGACAUCGGCCGUUCUCAUUUCUCACCCACAAAACCAAAAAGGUGUAAAACGAAAAAAAAAAGAAGACACGCAACAAAUUUUUAGAGAGAGAAAGUAGAGAGAGAGAGAUACAAAGCACGCAGAUCUCUCUCUGCUUGUCUGAAGCGAAAGUAGUGUUGUUUGGAUUGGAGGAAUGGCUGGGUACAGAGCUGAGGACGACUAUGAUUACCUCUUCAAGGUGGUGCUGAUCGGGGACUCCGGCGUGGGCAAGUCCAACUUGCUCUCCAGGUUCACUCGAAACGAGUUCAGCCUGGAAUCCAAGUCCACCAUCGGCGUUGAGUUCGCUACCCGGAGCUUGAAUGUGGACGGCAAGGUUAUCAAGGCCCAGAUUUGGGACACCGCUGGCCAAGAAAGGUGUGAUAAUGGUUUUUAUGAUCUGGGUCUUUCUUAUUUUUUUGGAGCUUUUGUUUGUCUGUUUGUUUGCUUGCUGAGAAAACUGAGGCGAAAGAAAGGAAAAUCUCAUGCCAAAACUGAAAAUAACUAUAUCAAGGUUGGUUGAGUAAAGUAACGGAUUUAGUUUCAUUCAUUAUAGCUGAGAUAUGGUGGGUUAAUUGGGAUACAGAGACGGUUUUGCUUUUAUUAGAUCUCAGGGGAUUCAAAUAAUUGAGUAAAUUAAACUUAAGUAGUUCUUUGGUGGGGGAUUUAAUGUUGAAAAUUUGACAAGCAGAUUGAUUUUGUUUUCCUAAUAGUCACGCAGCAUGGCGGAUCAAACUUAGAUUUAUCGUUUGCAAUAGUGGAUCCUGAUAUUCUGCACCUAUUUUGUAUCAGAAACCUGAGAAUGAAUUCGAAAUGAAGUGAAAUGUUCGAGCUUGUAAUGGGUUGGUUUGACUUUGCUUCCUAUUGAAGUGGAUUUUCUCUUUUAUGCAGAAAAAAAUAGGCUACUCUUUUCGAAAUGAUUGCACUCUUCAGACUGUGGUUUUCAAUAUUGUAAUAAAUGAUAUGUAGUCUGUUAGAACAGUUUUCAACACGGUGGAUGCGCUUUCUUCGGGGUCUUCAAUACAUCGUCGUGCACUCCAAAUCACUACAAAAAAGGCAAUAUUGUCAAGGGGGUCCCCGGGGAACCGGGGACACUCCGAUGCCAAAGUCAGAAAAUUCUUAAGAGAAAUAUGGUGCUUCAGCGCACAAUAAUUCAAUACGCUCAAUCAUAUGUGUGAUUAUAUUUCAGGAUUCAAGAUGUUUUAGUACCUUGUGUAGGGGCCUAUUUAUAGGCUUGGGCUGUAGAAGUAGACUUGGACUGGAUCUUCUUAUUUGAAUUAGUUUGAGAGUCCAGAGUUGAGAUAGAACUCAACAGCUAUCAUGUAAAGAUAAACCUUCAACAGAUGUAGAGAUAAUCUUGAGUAGUCAUCUUGUAGAGAUAAGUAGGACGUCUUUAUUCAAAUAUUAUCCUAAUUGGAAUAUAAGACUAUUAAGUAAUUAAAUAGUCUUUGCUAUUUAAUUAAUAUCUUCAUGGGCCUAUCUUUGGCCAUUGGGCCCAGAAUUUGGUGGGCUUGUAGUGUGAAUUUAUUCCCAACAUAGUCUAUAAUCUAUUGAGAUAG
Molecule: messenger RNA, 1634 nt
Organism: Corylus avellana
Lineage: Eukaryota; Viridiplantae; Streptophyta; Magnoliopsida; Fagales; Betulaceae
Source: RefSeq, a predicted model, not a curated record